Messenger RNA from Mollisia scopiformis, 2016 nucleotides. RefSeq lists its product as uncharacterized. Lineage: Eukaryota; Fungi; Ascomycota; Leotiomycetes; Helotiales; Mollisiaceae. The coding region runs from base 1 to 2016 and encodes 671 amino acids. The transcript is spliced from 8 exons. The record is from RefSeq and is a predicted model, not a curated record.
AUGGCUAAGCCUCAACUUUGGCUUUUGAUCGUGUCUGGGUUAGAAGCCGAGACAUACAGAGAGGAUGAAGAGAGCAUAAGCCGCAUAGAUAACAAGAGAAUUAUAAUUCCCUAUCUCUGGCUGCGGGUGGGUUUAUUUCUCCAUGGCCAAAGUCUCAAAGCUAUAGAGAGAACAAAGAAAUGUCUAAGUAACGAGAAGCUACACCAAAGAGAGAGACUUGCUCAAGGCAUGGAAAAGAAAUGUGGUGUAGAGAAGAUAAGAACGUCUUUGAGUCACGAAUACAACAACAGAGGGCCACCAAAGAUCUUGGCCGACUUUGUGGGAGCGGAGCUGUACGUGUCGAUGGUAGCUAUGGACAUGAGCAAGAUUCGGGCACGGCUUGGAAAGACGAAGAUUGGAGAGAAGAUUUCGGGAUUGAAGAUGUACAAUGUUGCUAGUGAGCGAGACCUCGACCACCGGGAUACUUGCAGUGCUUUCCUACACGACCGUGACCGGCCGAGACGUGUCCGCAACUAUAUUCAUUUGCUCAUUCAACCACUUCCCGUUCCCCAAACCUCUAUAAACAAUACAAAUACAACAAUCAUGGUCCGUCCGUCUCGCCGCGCUGUGUGGGUCGCCUCCACAAUGAGAUCCGCAGGUCUCAUUAUGCAGGACAGCAAGUACCGCGCCGCCCAGGAGAUGAAGAAGCGGGACCACUUCAAGAUUGAGGUCUGCUUCUCAUACAACCUCAGAGAGGCCCGAGAAAGCGAUACUUUCAAGAGGGAGAUUGCUGGUGAGACGAAGGGAGAACGUCGUCUUCGCGAGGCGGCUCUUUGGGAUAUUGAGGAUGAGGACUCUGAUGAUGGUGGCGAUUACGAUGAAAUCGUCGAACUUUCAGGUGAAGACUGCUACGCUGGUUCCCUCAUGCUUCACGAUUUGUGCGACGAGAUUGACGCGGAGGGACUUGACCGUGUCUUUCACGUUCGUCAAGUCAUUGGUCCUAGCUGGGUUACUCUGGAGGCGUCGAUGUCCGCGGGAACUCUUCCCGAGCUUUUCCAAUGGUUUGGCUCGUUGAUUGGCUAUGACUACAAAGACUGUGACUUCCUGAAUGGUACGGAUAGCAUCAUCUACGGAAAGAAGGAAGAGUUCAAACAUCUGCACUGGAUUGACCUUUGGCGCUUGGCUGAUCGUCUUAUUUCAAGCAAGAUUUGCAAUCUCGCCGCCAGAAUGAUCGCUGGUGCUACUUGGGUUAUAGACGAGAAGGAGGAUUCAGACGAUGAAGGCACUCCAGGCUAUUGGAAGUACACUCGCCCCACACCACAUGGUCCAUACUUUGAACACAGACCAUUCGAAAAAGAUCACAAUCGCGAAGAAGGAGAAGAUGAUGGAGAUCAUGAAGAUGGAGCAAAUGAUCACGACGGUAUGGAGUACGAAGAAGAAGAAGAUGGUGAUCACGAAGAUGAAGCAAAUGACCAAGAGGGUUUGGAGUAUGAAGAAAAAGAAAAAGAAGACGAGGACGAAGAUGGAGAAAAUGGCCAAGACGGUAUGGAAUGUGAAGAAGAAGAAGAAGACGAGGACGAAGAGAUGAGUGACUGUAACGAUGAAGAGGACGAAGAUGAGAGUUUGUGGUCAGAGGGCUCGUGGUCAGACCCCGUCGAGUUUAGGCGUACUGUGUGGAACGAGUACACCUUCAUCAACGCCGGCGUUAUCCUCGACGUUUGGAGAGCCACCGACUUCGCCGAAGAUGUUAAAUACGACCUGAGUGCCGGUCAAAUCAACUGGGAGAAUAAGAAGCUUCUCAGCUUCCUUCUCGAUUGUGUCAUCUACAAGGAUGUCAAGACCUUUAAUGGUUUGAAACAUCCCUCCGGAGUCGUCAUGGGUCCCGAGAUCAUGGCCUUGCUGAAGAAUGGUUCGGAACUCGCGGCUGAGCUUGGCGUUAGAUGCUAUCGCGCUGGUAUGAAUCCUAUGGAUGAGACUUGUCCAUGGAAGGAAGACAACAUCAACCAUUACUUGGAGGUGAUCCAGCACUAUGAUUAG